This is a messenger RNA of Myxocyprinus asiaticus (Chinese sucker), 2483 nucleotides long. RefSeq names its product STARD3 N-terminal-like protein. Lineage: Eukaryota; Metazoa; Chordata; Actinopteri; Cypriniformes; Catostomidae. The record is from RefSeq and is a predicted model, not a curated record. Bases 191 to 874 code for a protein of 227 amino acids. The transcript has 9 exons.
AGUUUCCUGUCCGUCUGAAACUGAAAUCAUCAGAUGGUGCGAUGUUUUUACCUAUAGCCAGAUGAUCGUUUGGUGAUCUCUUGGGAGGAUGUAAUAUAACGUUUGCAUUCAUAUCAUUAUAAAUUAAGAAUUAGGCAUGACUACAGAGUCUGACUCUCCAGAACUGUAAGUGUGAAUGGAGUGACAAGUCAUGGACAGCCAAUGCAGCAGCAGUGUGGAUUCACGGGCAGCGCUAGGAGGUGUGGUUUCCAUUAACUCCACCCCCAUUUCUGCCUAUGUCGAGUCGUAUGAAGCAGGAGAAAAGAAGUGCAUCUCUGAUGUCCGAAGAACCUUCUGCCUGUUUGUGACCUUUGACCUUUUGUUCAUCACCUUGCUGUGGAUCAUUGAGCUUAAUGUCAAUGGUGGUAUACAAGAUCAGCUGAUGAAAGAGGUGUUACAAUAUGAUUACCACAAAUCUUUUUUUGACAUAUUUCUCUUGGCAGUGUUCCGCUUUGCAGCCUUGAUUCUGGCAUAUGCAGUGUGUAAACUGCGCCAUUGGUGGGCCAUUGCGAUAACUACAGCCUUCACCACUGGUUUCUUGAUAGUAAAAGUAGUUGUAUCAAAGCUCCUGUCUCAGGGCGCUUUUGGAUACUUGUUACCCAUCAUCUCCUUCGUCCUAGCAUGGAUAGAGACAUGGCUCCUUGACUUCAAAGUCCUGCCUCAGGAGGCUGGUGAUGAAAUCAGGCAUCUAUCAGUGCAAAGUGCAAUAGAGAGAGAACCACUUUUAUACCCAGGACCAGUUUCAGAAGGCCAGUUCUACUCUCCUCCUGAGUCCAUGGCAGACUCUGAUGAAGACUUUGAUGAUAAACAUGAUCUUCAAAAGCCUAUCGUCUAGCAGGUGUUCAGGUUAAAACACUGAGUUUCGGACUCGGACUACAAAAGCCUUGUCCAGCAUUGCUCGACCUCAGGCUGUGUUAUCCGGGGUUUGUGUGUGUGUGUGUGUGUGUGUGAGUGCAGCACACAGUCACUCUGCCUUACGUCCACCAUUGCCACGAUCAGCAGUUUGUUACUCUGUCUGCCCGCACUGGCAAUGCCCUUGGUGCAAUUGUUUUUUCUUUUCUUUGUUUGCAUCUUAAUUUUUCUCAGCAGAACAAAAGCUAUUCCGUUUAUUGUGCAGUACUGAUUGAAAACGGUGAAUGAAGGAUUUUAAUGUGAACUGUACAAUGUGUAUUAUGAACUUAAUCAACAGAUGAUAUCAGAGCUGAACAUGAGAAACUUUUUUGAGACUUGACACUCCUCAACUCUGCUUUUGUUUAACAGCAUGACUGCUUUUUCCCAAGUUCAUGCUGUAAGCUCCAGAUGUCUGCAGAACUGUGUAUUAAAUGGAUAGUUCACUCAAGAAUGAAGAUUCUGUCAUCAUGUACUCGCCCUCAUGUUGUUUCAAAUCUGACUUUUAUCUGUGGAACAUAAAAGAAGAUGUUAGGCAGAAUGACAUCCUCAGUCACCAUUCACUUUCUUUAUAUGGACAAAAGAUGCAAUGAAACUGAAUGGUGGCUGAGAUUAACAUGCUGCCUAACAUCUCCUUUUGGGUUCUACAGAAGAAAGUCAUACGGGUUUGGUACAGCAUAAGUUUUUAUUUUUGGGUGAACUAUCCCUUUAAAGACUUUUUAUGCCUCUGAUUUUGGACCUAAAUGUGAAUAGCAGUAUGGUGUCAGGUCUGCAUUGCCACUCAUUUGUGUGUGAAGAUUUAAAGUUUUUCUUUGUUCAUCCUCUUUUUCUAUUUUUAAUAAGUUUGCUAUCAGUCCGUGUGAAUGAUCACAAAGGUGGUAGAGGCAUGUUUAGUUAAUCUAAAAUGAUUUGGCUCGCAAAAUAUAGGACUUGCCUAAUUUUGCAUGAAAUGUUGUUAAACUAGGAGUUAUUUGACAUGAAACGAUGCAUGGGUUUGUAAUAAGUUUUUUAUGUUUUUGGCUCCUCAUCAAUAAGCAUUCCUAAACAUGUGAAUCAUCUUAAGUAAAUUAAAUCUCCAUCCUGUUAAAGAGAUAGUUUACCCAAAAAUGAAAAUUAUGUCAUCAUUUGAUCACCCCCUUGUUGCUCCAAACCCAUUUGACGUCUUGUGGAACACAAAUGGAGAUGUAGGUAGAAUGUUAGCCUGCAUGGAAAAAGAUGGUUUACAUCAUUCAGGUUUGGAAAACAUGAGGGUUUAAAGUGGCCUUGAGCUGUGGGAAAGGCACUUGAUAAAUAAAACUUAUUAUUAUCAUUAAAUGUUUACAUACAUUUCAUUUUUGGUGAACUAUCUCUUUAAGUUUUUACUUGUGCCAUACUUACUUAAUAAGGGCUUAUGUGCCUGGUGCAGGCCUGGGACCUCCCCAUCCCCUUUUUUUUAUAAUUAGAGUUAAGAAAGGUUAUCUCCAUAUGGUAUGUACCCAUCAGAAAGCCUUGAAGUAUGCAGAAUAGUAUCAGAUUGUAUUCUUCAUUAUAUAUUAAAACAAUUACUGUUUUUAUUA